Drosophila ananassae is the source of this 882-nucleotide messenger RNA. Its product is annotated as syntaxin-8. Gene Ontology annotation, molecular function: SNAP receptor activity; SNARE binding. Gene Ontology annotation, biological process: intracellular protein transport; vesicle fusion. The record is from RefSeq and is a predicted model, not a curated record. Bases 95 to 784 code for a protein of 229 amino acids. The transcript has 2 exons. Gene Ontology annotation, cellular component: endomembrane system; SNARE complex. Lineage: Eukaryota; Metazoa; Arthropoda; Insecta; Diptera; Drosophilidae.
UUCUUAAUCAGCUGUUGCUCAUUUGCUUUUGUUUUUGCUAGUUGUUUUCUUUGAGGCGUAAUUUUCAUUAAUUACUCAUACAAAAUCCUGGCAAAUGGCGCUGGUGGACCAUGACUCCUGGGAUAUCGAGUACGAGGGGUGCGAACGGCUACGCCACCAGCUGCUGGUGCACCUGAACCAGCGCCAGCAGCUCAAUCCCAAAGAUGCUAAGUAUCUUCAGUUGACGGCCAGCGUAAAAUCCGGACUAGAGCAGCUAGGAAAGGAUGUGAACCACUUGAAAGUGGUCCUGGACAACGCUGUUACCUGGGAAACCAGCCCGGAGGAGGAACUCCAACAGCGACGCAUCGAUUUUGAUCGUCUUACAUUCCAGCUGCGGGAAAUCAACGAAAAGUUCGUCAACAGCUCACGGUCCAAUGUUCUGGCUGCGUCUCCAGGGGUUUCCUCCCCCUCAGUCUGGCAGGAUCAGGGUUCGGGUAAUGCUCCCAUGGACGUAGAUACCUUGAAACUAAGGCAGGCCGAGAUGCUGGAGAACCAGAACCGCGGACUUGAUGCCCUUUCUGCUACCCUCUCCAGACAGCGAGUCUUGGCCACUCAGCUAGGCAACGAGGUGGAGGACCAGAACAAUAUCUUGGACAACCUGGCAGAUGCCAUGGAUCGCGUGGAAAACGGAGUGCAGCGAGAAACUCAGAGCAUUGGUCAAGUGAACCGACGGGACAGCACCUGGGGUUACUGGUUGGUCAUAAUAGCUUUGUUCGUGGCCAUUAUUGUGGUCAUCUUUGUGUAGUCUUUCCAAUUGUUAUGUUCGUCUAUUGUUGAUUCAAAGCUCCCAUCGUACGAGUAUUUAUACAUAUAUUAAAAUAGGAUUUUAUACUAUCUACGUUA